Messenger RNA from Racocetra persica, 188 nucleotides. The record is from the annotation of a GenBank genome assembly. NCBI's taxonomy places the organism in Eukaryota, Fungi, Glomeromycota, Glomeromycetes, Diversisporales, Gigasporaceae.
GCCCAUUUGAUGAUUUUGAAUAUGAAGAAAAAGCUUUAGAAGAGGCAAAAGAGAAGAAUAAAGAGGAAAAUAAGAAAAGCAUAAUAAAAAAGGUAGAAAAGAUCCUUGACAAUGAAGUUUUGGCAAAGGGCCAAAAGACUGCUAGAUACAAAAUAUUAAGUAAGAAACAGGAUAUUUUCACUGAAAGU